Solea senegalensis (Senegalese sole) is the source of this 2091-nucleotide messenger RNA. RefSeq names its product tetratricopeptide repeat protein 12-like. The record is from RefSeq and is a predicted model, not a curated record. Lineage: Eukaryota; Metazoa; Chordata; Actinopteri; Pleuronectiformes; Soleidae. The transcript has a single exon. Gene Ontology annotation, molecular function: protein binding. The coding region runs from base 1 to 2091 and encodes 696 amino acids.
AUGGAGGCACUUGAAGAUUUUGAGAGAGCGCUGAAGAAUGUUGAUAAAAUAAGUGAGCUGGUGAAGGAUCUAAACUCCUCUGAUGCUGACACCAGGCAAAAAGCAAUUAAGGAGGCUGACUGCUACAUCGCCUCCAUGGACGAACCCUGCAGGACAAAAUUGAACAAGACUAAAAUCAACACAAGCUCAACUGACCAGCCGUCGUUUGGUCCCCAGAGCGAAAGUCCAGAGAGCUUCAUUAAGAACAUGGAGAGAGACGCUGAAGACAGGAGACAAAGGCGUAUCGCUCAACAAAAAAAAGCACUCGUGCUCAAAGACAAGGGGAAUAAAGCUUACGCUGACGGAGAUUAUGAAUCUGCAGUGAAAUGUUACAGCGACGGCCUGGCUGAACUACGGGACAUGCAGCAGCUGUACACCAACCGAGCUCAGUCCUACAUCAAGCUGGGGAAGCACAAGGAGGCCAUCAGUGACUGCGAGUGGGCGCUGAAGUGCAACGACAGGUGCAUUAAAGCCUACUUCCACAUGGGCAAAGCCUACCUGGAAUUGAAGGACUACAGUGAGUCAAGGCGCUGCUUUGAGAAGAUAGCGGAAAUUGAACCUGGACGGAAGAAAAUGGUAGAAGAACACGUGACACAGGUGGAUAUGGAGGAGGAAAGAGAGACUCAGGAGGUGAAUGCAAAGCAGGAGUUUGAUAAGGGCGAGAGGAAAGGUACAGCAGUACCCGAGGUCCUCAAGAAGCUUUCAAAGCCUGGUCAGAUGACGCUCUUCUACUGCGGAGGCUUGCAGAUUCUGUUAGAAGCAGUUAGUGACUCGACAGGUCAGACCCUUUUCAGAUUGAACAAUGGCUUUAGCAUCAUCUGCAGAAACGACACGGUGAAGAGAUGCCUGCUGGAGAAAACAAAAGACAAGCACAGCCAAAGGUUAUGUGUGUCUGUUCUGAAAUUAUGGAGGGUUAUUUGUGACGGGAAUGCCGAAAAUCAGAAGAUGUUACUGAAAUGCCCAGUGACGAGACAAGCCGCUGUGGACUUGAUAGCAUCAGAGAGUGUUGCAGUGCAGAGAGAAUGUCUGUCAUUACUACAUUUGUUUGCUCAGAUGCCACACGGGAGACAACUGGUCAUUGAAAGCCUGGAUGUGCACGUGUUAGUGAGGAACCUCAUGGCGUGCAUCUCAAAGCAGCAGCAAGAAAACAUGGCAGUCAACGUUCUGGAGAACUUUGCAGCAGAAAAAAAACUUUUUACUCAGUUAAGGAACGUGUUGACCGACUCCGUCAUUGAGCCAUUGACGACAAUCCUAAGAAAUAUCAGCGAGUCCAACCGUCAUGUUCUUCCGUCUCUGAUUUCAGCCAUUGGAUGUUUGGCUCAAGACGACGUUAUUCGUCAUCAACUUGCUCACGACUCAGAGUGUUGGAAGGCCUUCCUGUUUUCCAUCAGGCACUGCAGUGCACAUGAAUUCAAGGAGAUCCUUUACCCCUUGCUUGGAUUAAUCAUCAGCCUUUCAACGGUGACGUCUCCGGCCGUCCAGGAACACUCUCUUUCACUCUGCGACCUCUGUCAGGGACUGCUCAGGGAUACUGACGGAGGAGUCAUAACUCGAGCCAUUGGGGUGCUGAGCACCGUGCUCCCUCAAUCCUCUGAGGCUGUUGAGCGUGUUAUUCAGAAGGGCGUGGUUCGGACCAUGUACCGGUUACUGAAGAGACCAGGGCAGACUGCCUCUAAAUACGCCAUGAAGACUCUGACAGUGUGCACCGCUGCUAGUCAUUUGGCUCGGCAGGAGCUGGUGAAGUGUGAUAAAAAGCUAUCUAUUUUACGUCAUUUGCUGGCUUCCAGCUGUGACGACAUGGUCUCAGGAAAUGCCACCCUCUGCUUGACUCACUGCCUUCAGUUGGAGCGAGUCGCCAGCAGUCUGCUGGACACUGAUAUUGUGCUGCUGCUGCUACGCCGCGCUGCAGGGGACACAAAGAGGACGGCUGUGCAGCAAAAUGCGGCGAUUGCUCUGGGGAAGCUGUGUCAGGCCGAGCCCAGGCAUUUGAACAGACUUCGAGAACUUCACGGCUUUGAGGUUCUGCACUCCUGUAUGAAGUUCAUCACAUGA